AAAAAAAAUUGAUUGCUUCGCACUAUAAUUUAAAAUAAGAAUCCGACUAGGGGUAGGGGACGUGUUUAGUUGUGGUUCGAGUAUUUCACCAAACUCCUACCCUAAUAACUCUAUAAAAACCGUUCAUUUCUUUUCAAAAUUUACAAACACACUCCAAAAACACUUCUUUCUUUCUUAACAUACCAUCCGCACAUACCAUAUUCACCCAAAACACUUUGAUAUAUUCAUUAUUUUUUUGUUUAGCAUUCCCCUCUCAUAUUAUAUUUAUAAUAUAUACCAUAUAUAAAAAUGUCUAGUGAGGGCAAUAUUGUUGUUAUGGUUCAUUGGAAUGGCUCUACAUCUCAAAAAGAUGAUGAAAUAGAGUACUCCAUACCUCCUAGGGCGGUACUAUGGGUUAGUGAAGGAGAUGAUUAUACUACUAUACAUGAGAAAGUUCUAAAUCAUGUUAGAGGCGACGGAUUUUCCGAAAUUAAAUUAAUUCACGGAAAAUUGCCAAAGUAUAAGAAUUCAGUAUAUGUUGCUUCUAGAUUAUGGCCCAUUCACGAUGAGCGGACAUGGCGUCAUUUUUUCCGGAUCGCUACAAAUGAGUAUGAGGAGUUGCACAUUUACGUGGAAGCUUCAGCGACCCCGCCACAAAAUUUGGAGUUCCACGGAACUCCCGGAGAGGAAGGCCCAUCAUCAAUAUAUGGUCGGAGGAACAACCGCCAAAUGUUUCAGAACUAUGAAUCUCCCGACUCAGGUGAAGAGUCGGACGACCC
Molecule: messenger RNA, 758 nt
Organism: Cuscuta epithymum
Lineage: Eukaryota; Viridiplantae; Streptophyta; Magnoliopsida; Solanales; Convolvulaceae
Source: the annotation of a GenBank genome assembly